GUAUCUGGUGGUCACGGCUGUGCAACAAGCAGUACCUGAAAGUUAGCGGAGAUGGUGUGUAUCGUGUUGUCUUCGAAGGGCAUAUUUUGAUAUGCAUUGGCUUGCUUGCCAAGACUUGGUCGGACGAUAUGAAGGAUCGAGGUCAAGAUGGCUGGACGACAUCCUUCUUUGAGUGCGCAUAUGCAAUUUCUGUUGGAGAAUCCGAGACAGCUUACUGUCGUAUCAUGACAGCUCUGGCGCAGGCAUUCGAGAUAUGUUUGGAGGUGCCUGAUUUUUUGGAUCGUGUUGGCCAAUGGCACAGCGAUCGGAAUCUUGGGGCUGAGGCUAUGCGUCGACAGCUACUUGCACACGCUGUUCGUGCGAUGGACUGGGCCCAUUUCGUGGGCUGUGUGCGACCGAAAGUGCACUAUGCCCAGGGCCAUGACGAGCGCAGUGUCGCAUGGCGAACAGGCUGCUGGAAGACCGCCGAGAAGCAUCUGCGGGAUAAGGCCUGGUUCCCUCUCCUGCAGCGCGCAGUGUUUGCAUCUCGGCAUUUGCCAAUCGCUGCCUUCUCAGCUCUGUGGGAGGAGAUUUUCUUAUUUUUUUUAACCCAUGGCGAAGCAGAAGUGGUCGCAGCCAUUCAGCGACACUACAUGUCGCGCACUGACGGCAUUUGGGAUGCCGGGUGGAGGGGCUCCUUGGUCCAGCCAGGGAGUUACAGUGGCACGCAAGCGCAGGAGCGCUGGCACGGAUCGCGCUUGAGGGCUACGUUUGAACAGACCAGACUGCCUGUCGAUAGCGUUGUGGCUUCGCUCGAAGAGCUUGCAACUAGCCGAUGCGAGCAAGCAGUGCUGAAGGUGGACGAGCCUCUCUACGACAUUCCUGCAGGGCAUUACUCCAAGCACUUGGAAGUGUUGGCCAAGCAGGCGCUCCAGCUGACAGAUUUCUUGCAUGAGGAAGAUGGUGCUGAUGGGACAAAGCUUAUCAUGAUGAGACAAGAUUACUCUAGCGAAGCCAUCAGCCAGUACAAGACCAAGGCAUCGAAGCAGAUUUUUCGCUCGGUUCGAGCAUUGUACUUGGACGGGGAGCUCCUGAAGUGCGACGAUCUGGAGUCACUAUGUCAGGAGGUUACCCGUUGGGUAUUGGUGCUGAUCGGCCCGAGAGCUAUGCAGGAAUGGAAGUGUUCCCCUGAGGCGGCUGAAGCCGCAGGAGAGUUGCCAGCAAGCCAUGCUCAUUGCGUAUGUCUAGGAUGCCAUGCAUUCGCAGUUGGUGGGUGCUGUCUUCAUUCGUAUGCUGGAAUGGCCAAAGUGCAGUUGGUUGGACGCCCUGUGGCAUGGCCGGAGCCGCACAAAAAAGGACAGGCUCGCAAGAUGCGCAAGAGUCUCCUACCUGGCGCAAAACAUGUUCGCCCAAAGGUUUCUAGCAAGCCUGUGCAGAAGGGGCAUGCAGGGCAUGAGGUUGACAAGGAGCACGCUGCUCUACGUCGUUGCUUGGAGAGGCACGGCUUGAUCGCCCAUUUGGGCGCCUUUGUGGAGAAUGAGCUGUGGCUGACCGAGCUGCGGGAAUGGAGUGUGGUUGACCUACACAAGCUGCUAGGCUUGCCAGCAGCUAAAUUACGGCGGCUGCUGCACGACGUGCAGACUGACGGAUCAGCAGAGGCAGGGGUGUUUGUCUGGAUUUGUUCAAUUUGA
Messenger RNA from Cladocopium goreaui, 1670 nucleotides. NCBI's taxonomy places the organism in Eukaryota, Dinophyceae, Suessiales, Symbiodiniaceae. The record is from the annotation of a GenBank genome assembly.